AUGGUUCUGGUCAAUGAAGCUUUCAUCCGUGCCCAACACGAGAUAGACGAUCUUCGAGGGCAACUGGACGCCCAGGGCCGAGAAAUGGAGAAAUACCAACAUCUUCUUCGGGAGAAAGAGGGAGAGUUGAACCGGGCGGCCGUGCUGGCCAACCUUCGGCCUGAGCUUGAUGCGGCUAAGGGCGAAAACCGUUGUUUGAAGAGUGAACUGGCUGCUAUGACCGAUUAUAACCAGAGCCUUGAGGCUGACAAAAUCGGCCUUAGCCAGGAUAAAACCCAGUUUUCCUUGAGGCUGGAUGAGCUCGAGACCACGGUUUCCCAACUCCGGGGGGAACUGGACUCAGUGAAGGCUGAUGCUACGGGCUUGGCCGAGAGGAACCGGCAGCUAGAGUCCGAGGUUGCUUUGCUCAACGAGCGCAAGAGGGUGUCCGAGGAAAAAGUCGAGGAGCGGUCUCGGAUAUGUGAAGGUUUAAGAGCUGAGCUCGAGGGGGCGGUUAUUGCCAAUGACGACCUUAAGGCCGAGCUAGAGGCAGCCAAUGGAUUUUGGUUUUUGAUGUAA
Messenger RNA from Lycium barbarum (goji berry), 558 nucleotides. RefSeq lists its product as uncharacterized. The record is from RefSeq and is a predicted model, not a curated record. NCBI's taxonomy places the organism in Eukaryota, Viridiplantae, Streptophyta, Magnoliopsida, Solanales, Solanaceae. The transcript is spliced from 2 exons. Bases 1 to 558 code for a protein of 185 amino acids.